CUAGCUGGUGGUUGUUAUGAAAGGCGGGAGGGCGGCGGGGGGACUACCUGCCUGGCUUCUCUUCCAUGGCGCAUUCCCCAGAGCUGAGCAGCUCGGUUGAGCGUUGGAGGAGACGCUAUCUGAGCGGAGAGGGUUAUCUUUUGGAUGUAACACAAGCCAAAAGUAAAAGUAGAAGGGCCCUGAUAGCUACAGGAGACAGCUCACUUGAUGAUACAGUUGCAUCUAUACUGAUAAAUUCGUCACAAUCAAAACUUCUGUACUGCAGAAGAAAGCAGAAUAGAAGAUUAUUGGACUCAUCAAAAACUUUGAAAAACCUCGCUUGGCCAGAUGAUGAGUUGGCGUCCCUGUACAGUUCAGACCAGCUUCAUAUACAGCCAGAACUGAUUGGAGAUUUUCUUGGAAGCAGUGAAAUCCAAAGUGAAGGCAUAUGCUCAGAAACAGAUAUUACUCUGCCAUCCACUUUUACAGUGGCCGCGUACUGUGAUUAUAAUAGUGACGGUGAUGCAGUAAGAGAGAGUGUGAGCAUUUCUGAAACCCAAGAAUUGAAUGGGAAAAGCCUGAUAACACCCCAGUUCAAUCAAAUUUAUCAUGAAUUAUCUAUCAUCCAUCAGAAGCUACAGCAAGAGAAAUUAAGUCAGCAAGAAUAUGCUUUGAAACUUGAAAAGCGAGAGUGCUUCAUAGCUGAACGGGAAGUACAGCUUUGUAGACACGAAGCUGCUUUGACCAAGAUAAGGGGUGUUGAAGAGGAAGUUCACACAAAAUUCCAAAUUAUGAAGGAGCAACAUGGAGCUGAAAUAAAGCAGUUGUCUGAUGCCUUGAAAGAAAAAACAAAGGAGAACAAAAGGCUGAAGACAUCAUUUGAAACGUUAAAGGAGCUGAAUGACACCUUAAAAAAACAGUUAAGUGAUGUGACUGAGCAAAACAAGAAGCUUGAAGUCCAGUCUCGAAAAGUACAGGCUCGUUUAGAGAAUUUACAGAGAAAGCAUGAAUUUUUAUCAGUACAGAAAUCUAAAGAAGCCCUGUUCCAAGACCAUAAGCCUAUGAAGUCAGAGAGAGCAAUAGCACCAUCAAAAGCUUAUAAAUUACCACCUAAUUCACAUAUUUAUGACCUGUUAAUGGUAUUAAUGGACUGGAUCUCAGAGCAGCACCUCUGCAAAUUGAUUGUUGAGGAAGAGAAAGAAAACAUUCACAAGCUUAUUUCCAACAGAAACUACAUACAGGAGAAAUGCGUCAAGCUUUUGCCUCUAGUUGCGGAACAACUUCAGUGGCUGCCCUUUGUGAAUCCUAACCUGCACUUCCCUGUGGUUAAGUGCAUUUACUGGGCUUUAAGGCAGUUAGAUGGAAGUACCCAGCAUGCAACAAUGACCUCAACCAUGAGAAGGCUGGGUGAAGACUUAUUUAAAGGCGUUGUCCCUAAGGGAAGUCAAUACAGUUCUUCUGAACUUGCUACUGAUUCCAAGCCCAAGGCUGCAUCUUUCUUUAAAAGUUGUAGUUUAUCUUUACGAGUUGUAUCAACUUUAAUUAUAAUCAAAGUAGUUACACAAGCUGAUUAUUUGGCACAAGCCUUUGAUUCACUUUGCAUUGAUCUGAAGACAGAUGAAGGGAAAGUCUUGUUUUUGGACUACCAAGCUGUGCCCAUUGUAUUGACUCACCUAAGAAUAUCAAGAAGAGGCCUCCUUUCCAGUGCCGUUGACAGUUUACUUCAGAUGACAACAGAAUCUAGGUAUUUGAAUCGUUUUCUGGAAGCUUGUAGUAAUGAGCUCUUUUUCCGCACUUGUUCAGUGCUUCUUCGAAAUUCUACGCCUGAUAUCCAAUUCCUGGAGAAACUCAGCAUUCUGCUUCAAAAACUUUCAAAAAUCAAGAGUAAUAAGAAGAUGUUUGAGCUGUUUACUAUCCACCUGAUGAUUCAAGAACUACUGAGGACAGCACAUCCAGAUCAUGCCUUUUUAUGUAUUAACCUCAACUCGAUUCUCUUUAAUUUGGGUUUAAUAAAAAACAACCCCCUUGAAAAUAGUCAAAAUGCAAGUGACUAGCAGGUUGCAUUUUAAUAAAUUUUGUUUCUAGUG
Candoia aspera is the source of this 2066-nucleotide messenger RNA. It is a transcript of the gene CCDC138, whose product is annotated as coiled-coil domain containing 138. The coding region runs from base 66 to 2033 and encodes 655 amino acids. The record is from RefSeq and is a predicted model, not a curated record. The transcript is spliced from 15 exons. Lineage: Eukaryota; Metazoa; Chordata; Lepidosauria; Squamata; Candoiidae.